CUCCCUAGCUCGGCUCAGUCACGCGGCUGCCUCUGCCCGGUUCACUCGGCAACCGGAGUCUCGCGCCAACCGGUUCAUUCGCGCUGGUUCCGGUUCGCCUCGGAUGAUUUCGAACGUUUUGAGAUUUGAGAAAACAGAUACGAUACACCUGCAGAUAAGCGUCACGUUAAUUACCAGGUGAAAAGGUUACAGUAUCUCAAAAGUGAUGAGUGAUGUAGUGAAACAAUAGUGUGUGUAUAGUGUUGUGAGUGCCUCUACUGUAGUGGCCUGGCUGGCACUCUGGUGAAAGUGUAGGUCAGAGAUGAACUAACAGUGCCAUCAUCACAAGUACCGAGCAAGGUGGACCUAAGAGGUUACCAUUAAACAAGUAUUCGUCACUUGCAUAAAAUCACCAGCGGGAACAUGAUGGAUGGAGGAGGAGGAGGAGGGUGCCUGUCACCUUGUCAGUGUUCCCCUCGGAAGAGAAGGAAAUCCUCUUCGCCUCCCUCUUCUUCCUGUUCCUCUUCCUGCUCGUCCUCGUCCUGGUGUCAUGGCGGCCUCGAGACCCACGACAGCGAGGACCCGCCGCCCACCUGGGUGUACAUGACUGUGUGGGUGGCCGGGGUCCUCGUCUAUGUGAACGGUCUGACGGGCGACUUUGUGCACGACGACGUCAGCGCCAUCAAAACAAACCCGGACGUAAUAGGAACUAAUCCUCUCUCCCACAUGUUCUUCAACGACUACUGGGGCAAGCCCUUGGUCGACCCACGCUCCCACAAGUCUUACCGACCCUUCACCAUCCUCACCUUCAGAAUAAAUCACUUGCUGUUCGGGCUACGUCCGCUCGGAUUCCACCUGGUGAACGUGGCGCUACACUCCUGCGUCUGCUUACUGCUGACGCGGCUGCUGCUGCGCCUGUUGCACCUCCCCCAGGGCACCGUCCUCUACGCCGGGCUCAUCUUCGCCACCCACCCCGUCCACACCGAGACGGUAACCGGGCUGGUGGGUCGAGCAGACGUGUUGGCAACCCUCUUCUUCCUCGCCGCCAUCCUCUCCUACCACAGAGCGAUAGAGGCCGACUCUGAAGACACAACCGCCUCAGAAGAAAGCGAUGGGGGGGCAGAGAACAGGUGGAGGCUGGUGGGGAAGGAAAAGAGGAGCACUUGUACGGGAGGAGGAGGAGGUGGAGGAGGAGGAGUAGCAGGUGGAGUAACAACAGGAGGAGGAGGGGGAAGAAAAGGAGGAUGGGCGUGGCUUCGACGUGCAGGAGUGCUGGCAGGGGCGGGGACACUGUGUAAGGAACACGCCCUCACCUCCCUCCUGGUGUGUGCCGCCUGGGAUGUUAUACUGCACAGGAAACACGUAAGAAGGAGAAUGAUGAAACACGUACUCUUCCAUUCUAGACUACUCUGCAGGCGGCCUCGGAGCAGACCCUUGGGUGCCCUACUCAAGAGGCUGUUCUGGCUGAGUGUUAUGGGGGCGGUGAUCCUGGUCCUCCGGCUAUGGAUGCUCCGAGGGACAUCACCUGUCUUCAGCGAUCAGGACAACCCGGCGUCCUUCGCUCCUUCCCGCUUAACAAGAGUGCUGACCUUCUGGUACUUGCCUGUAUUCAACGCUUGGCUGCUGCUGUGCCCAUGGACGUUAGCUCACGACUGGCAGAUGGGCUCCAUACCCCUCAUAACCUCCUUCAUAGACGCCAGAAAUAUCGCUUCGCUUUUGUUUUACGCCGCCCUCUUACUUAUACUUAGGGCCGGAUGCCUCAUGAAGGGUCAGGAGGGUAGGGCUGUACUGCUGGGGGUGUCGCUGCUGGUGCUGCCCUUCCUACCCGCCACCAACUUCCUCUUCACCGUCGGGUUUGUCGUCGCCGAGAGAAUCCUCUACAUCCCCAGCUUGGGCUACGCGGUGCUGGUGGGCGUGGCACUAUCGAGGGUGGGGAGGCUGAGGGCGCCCUGUCUCCUACUGCUGCUGGUGGUGUUCUCCUGCAGGACGCUACAGAGGAACCACGACUGGGAAUCCAGGGAGACACUUUUCCUGGCGGGACUGAGGACGCUGCCACACAACGCCAAGAUGCACUACAACUUCGCCAACCUGCAGAAGGAUCUUGGCAACGCUGACCUCGCCAAGUUCCACUACGUGUAUGCCAUCAGACUUUGGCCAGGACACUCCAGCGCUCACAAUAAUCUCGGCACCCUGGUCAACGACACCUCUGAGGCCGAGAACCACUUCCGCCUGGCACUCAAGGCUCACCCUCAACACGCCCAUGCCUACUACAACCUGGCCAACCUCAGGCAACAGCAGGGGCGCAUGGGGGAGGCGGUGGCACUGUUGGAGGAGAGUCUGCGCUACGACGCCACCAACAGGGACGCGGUGUCGUCCCUGGCGGGGCUGUACAGUGACGCGGGACGAUCCACCGAGGCUGAGAACCUCCACUUGGCGUUGCUGGCCGCCCGACCUUCUGACCCCGUCGUCCACAACAACUACGCCGCCUUCCUGCAGAAGAUUGGUCGUCGUGAAGCAGCACUGCGUCACUACGAGGCGGCGCUGGGGCUGGACCCUCAGCACACCGUGGCUCUGGUCAACACAGCCAGACUCAUGAGGACGCUUCAUCACAACAACCAGGCGGAGAUGCUAUACAAGAGAGCGCUGGCCGUGGCGUGGGAGGCAGAGAUCGGUGAGAGUCUCGGGAAGCUCUACCUGAACACCGGGCGUCUGGAGGAGGCUGAGGCCACCUUCACCACCGUCCUCGCUCACCACCCACAUAUGCUCUCCUCCACCGUCUACCUGGCGCGGGUGAAGCUGCAGCAGCGAAGCUACCUAGUGAGCGAGGACCUCCUGCGUCAGGUAUUGGACCAGGCCCCGGGGCACCAAGAGGCACUCUUUCAGCUGUCACUCCUUUACACCCACACCAACCGUACCCAGGAUGCCCUUGCCCUCGCCCAGCAAGCCGCCCAUAACUGCUCAAGGCCACCCAACCUAUGCGCCCGACUCCACGCCCACUACGGAGACCUCCUCAACGAUAGGCACAAUGUGGAUGAGGCCGCCCAGAGUUACCUGCUGGCAGUAGAGCUUGAGCCGACACUCACCCACCCCCACAUCAACUUGGGCGCCCUCUACCACGCUAAGGGUGACUACGCCCGCGCCUGGAGACACUACCUGACUGCGCACGGACAGGAGCCCUCCAACACCCUCCUGCUGGAGAACAUGGAGAAGCUGCGGCGGGUACAAGACCUCCAUGCCCCCUCCAACAUUCCUCACUGCCUCAACAAGUCCUGAUAUUUGUUCCAUGACUCAGAGGUGUCAUUCGAAUCAUUUUUGAACACGAUUAUAGAUUGAUACUUCGAUUGCUAAAGAAUGAAACAAAAUAAUAUCUGAAAAGUUUCGAAGACAUAAACACGUACACAUACACAGAAACACACACACCCUGACACACAAGACCACUUACACAUAAACAUACGCACACACAAGCUAAUAUUUUCCUUCCUUUUAUAAUGUGGAAGAAGUUUUGGUCUGACUGUGCGUUUAUUCCUCUAUAUAAUCUUACGCAUAAGACAACUACAUCCUCACAACUUACGGCCGACAUACCUGGACAGUAUGUCAUUAUCUACAGUCGAGUUUGUUGCUUAUAAAUAAAUAAGUGAAAAAAAAACAAAUCCUCUUCACCCCAAAAAAAAAGUGACGUCAAUGAGCCCUAGUUAACGCUGGGGGUCCUAGAGACGUCCUGAGAGACUACAGUGGACGUCAAGUAAUGGUUCCUGAUGACCUGACACCUCACAAGUGACUCAAUGCUUGAUUCAGGUGACCUUCAAUGACGCCAAGUGAUCCACGUUAGAUGCAUAAUUGAUGUAAAUGGUGUCAAACGACGGCAAGUGACUCCAAACUGAUCCAGACGACUUAAAAUAACAUUAAGUGACCCAACAAGUGAUCAAGGACACCUUCAAUAACUCCAAGUGACCUCUUUUUGACGCAAAUGACCUUAGACGCCACUUAAUGACCCUACAUGACCUUCAACAUAACCUCAGAUGACCACAAGACCCUAAAGUUAACAACCCCCGUGCGGCCCACGUCACCAACCAGCAUCCUAUGUUAUCAAUCAACGAUCUUAGAUAAUUGCAAGUCUCGUCACGCGCCCAGGUGGUAAAAGAUGACAACAGAUUAACGCUAGGCAACCCAUGUUCAUCUGAGGUGACCUGGAUGACCCCGAGGUGACGUAGGUGUCCAGUUGAAUCCAGGAGACGUGUGUGUUGUCGUCUACCAUCCCGAGGCCCGAGGCUGGUUGUCGGUGUGUCGUUAAUAUUUAUACAUGUUAUCGAAAUUUAUUCUAAAACGUACGGAUGACGACGACAGACUUACCAAUACCAGGAUACAAUACCAGGAUAUAACACCAGGAUAUAACACCAGGAUAUAACACCAGGAUGUAACACCAGGAUAUAACAACAG
This is a messenger RNA of Homarus americanus (American lobster), 4416 nucleotides long. Its product is annotated as protein O-mannosyl-transferase TMTC1-like. Gene Ontology annotation, biological process: protein O-linked glycosylation via mannose. The transcript has 19 exons. Bases 403 to 3252 code for a protein of 949 amino acids. The record is from RefSeq and is a predicted model, not a curated record. Lineage: Eukaryota; Metazoa; Arthropoda; Malacostraca; Decapoda; Nephropidae. Gene Ontology annotation, molecular function: protein binding; mannosyltransferase activity.